This is a messenger RNA of Labrus bergylta (ballan wrasse), 851 nucleotides long. The record is from RefSeq and is a predicted model, not a curated record. Lineage: Eukaryota; Metazoa; Chordata; Actinopteri; Labriformes; Labridae.
UGAUCCUUCCCCGACACCGUAGAUAAUAAGGAAACACUGACUUCAUCGCUUCGUCCCCACAUUGCCCAAGUCUUUAAACAGUGUUUUUACUGCUUGUUUUCGGAAAGUGAAUCAUAUUUGCCAGUGAUAGAAAGCGGGGGCUUUCCACAGACAGAGUAGCUACAAGGUGCAAAAAGUGUCCAGCUAGGGUGGGUCCAGGAGAAAUUUGAGCUACAGUUAUUGAAUUAUUGCAAAGGAGAAUGGUUGGGCUGGUAAAAGUUUCUAGAUGGGCAACGUUGGCUAAAUAAUCUUCCACGAUGUUCCUCACCCUAGCACUGUUGAAGAAAGGCAUCCCCGGAAAGCAGUGGAUCGGGAAGUACAGACGCCCGCGACCAAUCACAUGGCAGAUGAAACGCAACAUGCUGAAGCAUCUGGAGCGCGAGGCUGAGAAUGAAUACUGGAUCAGCCGGCCGUACAUGACCCCGGAGCAGGAGUACUGCCACGCAGCGGAGCGCAGAGCCCAGAACUGGCUAAAAAUUAAGGAGACCAAGUUUGCAAAUUUCCCCGAACACAAGAGCUUGACAGACCACCUGAGUCAUCUCAACAUCACGAAGACGUGGUCAAGUUAAUGUGAGCAGAGAUGUGCAAAGACUGUCUUUAGAAUGAGAUAUUGUGUGAAUUUGUGAUGUUUCAUUAUGUUUAAAAGUGUGAAGAAGGACAAUGACAAGUUGUCAACAAAGUCAAGAAUAGAUCACUUUUACUCCAUAAAACAAAUCUGUGAACUGUUUGUUAUCAGUCUAUAAACCCUGCAACAGGACUGUAACUGCUCCACACUGAGUGCUGCUUAUUUGGAUAAAAACGGCUUAAAAAUG